This is a messenger RNA of Sungouiella intermedia, 1632 nucleotides long. Lineage: Eukaryota; Fungi; Ascomycota; Pichiomycetes; Serinales; Metschnikowiaceae. The record is from the annotation of a GenBank genome assembly.
AUGAGUGUUGUCCUGUCGGCUAUGUUCAGAGAUCAAAUUAAUUCGUUUUCCAGAGGCGGUCUCCAUUCCGGGUCCACUCCAUUCAACGAGUUACUUGCUCAAUUUAAAACAAGAAUCACAACCACUCAGAAUCUCGGUCCAGUGUCGCCUUCUCGCAGUCCGCCGGGCUUCUCUGACGCCCAUUAUGUCAAAAAACGCUCCUACAGCGAUAGGGCCAACGAGUCGGAUUCGCUACUAGAUGCUCCGCCAAACAAGAGAUCGAGGACUGCUCCUCCUUCUCCACCAUCCACAUUACGUGCUUCUACGAGUUUCCCUUCCGAUGCUGCAUCUUCAAGACUAAAGUUACAGCCUUCGUCCGACCAUUACUCUAAUGACCGUUCUGGUCGCAUUACGUUGCCUAGUCUCAGCGAUGCAUUGAAUGGAAUCCAGACCCAGUCCACCAGACCUCCCCAGAAGUCCAUUGUGCCUACUGUGUCGCUUGACUACUUUGACACAUACAAACCUAAUGACGAGCAAUGGCGCUACGGGUUGUUGGACUCCAUCAAGAGCUCCAAGCCACUGUUCAACUUGUCCAACUAUAGCUACUUGGGAAAGCAUGCCUCUACCAGACAGGCCAAAUCCCCCAACAGUAAUGAGAAGUUGCCGCCUAUUCACCAUCUUGGAUCGGACGAAAGACCCAACUUCGACGCUCGUGUCAGUUCGAAAGCAUUGCCUGCUCUUGCUGAACGGAAGAUUAACUUCCCAUACGAGUCCAACUAUACUUAUCUCAACAAAACCUACUUGACGGAUGUCGAGAGAUAUCCCGAGUACUUGGAGUUGGCACAGUCGCUCAUUCAGCUUUCCAGGCCACAGCAAUACGUUGCUCCACAGCCAUACUAUCCAAUGUACAAGCCAGAGUACGUGGAGAAGCGUCAGCAGUACGAGCGCAGCCAACAAGAAACACAGAGCCACCAGCACGAUCACCAUCACCGUGCACAGCACCACAAUAGCUACCAACACACAGAACGUCAUCAUCACCAAGAGCCAAAGGAGCUCAGUGGCCACGAACAUGUUCACGCCCACAUUCAUGACCGUCGCCACCAGCAGGUCAAGCAGACACAAGACAAGUACAUUGCAUCCCAGUGGGCUCCAUCUAAGGAGCCUUAUUUCGGUUACAUUGGUGGAUCUUCACCUUCUCGUGUACCCCAACUCUCUCCCAGGGCAUACGUGACACCAGACUCUAGUUUCGAGUACAAGCCUUCGUCGCCUUCCAAGAAGGACAAGAAGGAGUCGCUGCAGCGUACUCGAUUCAUUCCCAUCACACCUCCAUCUGUCAAAGACAAGUCUAGAUCGGAGUUGAUGAAGUCCCCUCCUCGUUCCAGCCAGACCGCACCCCGCGUGUGCAUCUCGUGUGGAUCAGACCAGUCUCCAUGUUGGAGACCUUCUUGGUCGAUCAAGGAGGGCCAAUUGUGCAACUCGUGUGGAUUGAGAUACAAGAAAACCUCCACUAGAUGUCUCAACGACGAGUGCAAGAAGAUUCCAGCCAAGGGAGAGUGGUCAUUGAUGCAGACCAAGGGUAAGACCACGUUUGAUGACGGAGAAGAGGCUUACAGUUGCUUGGACUGUGGAUGGAAGGUUGAGGUUAAGAAAUAG